Molecule: messenger RNA, 2218 nt
Organism: Eupeodes corollae
Lineage: Eukaryota; Metazoa; Arthropoda; Insecta; Diptera; Syrphidae
Gene: CSN3
Product: COP9 signalosome complex subunit 3
Exons: 10
Coding region: 369-1646 (425 amino acids)
Biological process (GO): ubiquitin-dependent protein catabolic process
Cellular component (GO): COP9 signalosome
Source: RefSeq, a predicted model, not a curated record
AUACAUAUAUUAAAUUUGACGGCCGAGGCGAUUUGCAAAAAAGCAAAAGUCUCAUUUUCUUGUGUUGCACACCACCAGUUGGGAGAAUUUUUGCGGAAAAAUUUCUAAUUUUUGCAAAAACUAUCGACAAAUUCUGGAUUAAAAUUAUUGAAGCAGCAACUGCAAAGCAUGAUAAUUUAGUUGCAAUAAAUUGCUAAUUUAUAAAUUAUGGCAUCUGCGCUAGAAAAUUACGUAAAUGUUGUUCGUACCUUGAGUGCAUCGGGUAAGGAUAAUAAAUUCCUCAUCACACACAGGACAUUCUAGAAUCUAGAUAAAUUGCGAAAUAAAAUCCAUCAAAUUUAAAAGCAUUUAAUUAACAUUUAACCAUCAUGGAACAAUUGAAUGAUUCGAUUGAGUUGCUAACAAAGAAUUCGAUUAUCUUGGACAAUGUCCUGGAGACACUGGACAUAAACCAGCAUUCGUUGGGUGUGAUGUAUGUUUUGUUGGCUAAAUUCUCAAAUGCUUUGAAUGCACAAACAUGCACAACAACGGAAGCUGCUCAUUUAAUAAAACUUUUUAAAGAUUUCAUAACGCUUUGCAAUGGAGAGCAAGUUCGUUUUGCCAGCCAUUCAUAUUAUGAACUCUGCCACUUUUUCACAACCUUCAUAUUACGUCAGCCAUCGUGUAUUCACGGUAUUAAGAUUCUAGCUCAUGCUGUAGAUAAAAUACGUCUAUUUGAUUCGCAAUUAACUGCCGUACAUGCGGAUUUAUGUUUGCUUAGUUUACAAGCGAAGUGCUUUAAAACGGCUUUAAAAUUCUUAGACAUCGAUAUCACAUCAAUUGCCACUGAUGGCUCAGCGAAUCGAGGAUCGUUGUUUGCAUCUAUACAAGACUCAAAUCUUGAUGUGAAAUAUUUCCUCCUUUACUAUUAUUAUGGCGGUAUGAUUUAUACAGCUGUAAAAAACUACGAACGAGCCUUGUAUUUCUUUGAAGUCGCUGUUUCAACACCUGCCAUGGCAAUGUCCCAUAUUAUGCUUGAGGCUUAUAAGAAGUUUAUUUUAGUUUCUCUAAUAUUACAUGGAAAGAUUCUCACAAUCCCAAAAUAUUCUUCACAAGUUGUAUCGAGAUUUAUGAAACCUCUUAGUCAAGCCUAUCACGAUUUAGCAACGGCGUAUGUUUCUUCUUCAAGUGAUGAUUUGCGAACUGUAGUCAUAAAAUAUAGUGAAACUUUUAUAAGAGACGUUAAUAUGGGUUUGGUUAAACAGGUUCAAUCCUCAUUGUAUAAGAAAAACAUCCAACGACUUACCAAAACGUUCUUAACCCUAUCACUACCGGAUGUAGCCAGUAGAGUCCAACUGACCACUGCAGCCGAAGCAGAGAAAUAUAUUUUACAUAUGAUAAAGGCUGGAGAAAUAUAUGCUACAAUCAAUCAAAAAGACGGUAUGGUCGUGUUUAAAGAUGACCCAGAGAAAUACAAUACACCAGAAAUGUUCCUUAAAGUACAAGAAGAUAUGUCUGGAGUAAUGGAGAUUAUUAAGCAAAUAAAUAAAAUGGAAGAAGAGAUUGUAUUAAAUCCAUUGUAUGUGAAGAAAGCAAUCGGCAAUCAAGAAGAAGAAAUUGCAUCUGGGCAGCAUUCAAAAACAUAUUCCGGAGAUCCCGCAGAAUGAUGUUUCAACGCUUCGUCAUGACUGCAGAAUAUUAUUUUAAAAACUAGUUCAUCCAUUAUCAUCUCUAAAUCUGCGUUAUAUUUUUAAAAAGAACAAUGAAGGAAUGUACACUAUAUUAUAUAUCUCGUUGCAAGAGUGCUAAAAAAAAACAUAUAGAAAACAAAACAAAAUGUUUUGCCAGUUUAUUCGGCAAGAAAAACAAAAAACAAAAAAAGAAUUUGUAAUAUUUUAUGUGUAUUGUUUCAUUUUUAGUAUUAUUAUUAUUUUUUUUAUUUUAAACCGUGAAUCGAAGAAAACCGAUAUAAAACAAAAAUAAAUCUCUCGAUACAAAAAUAUUCAAAACAAAAAAAGAUACAAAGCUAAUAAAAAAGGAUAAACAUACAAAAUAGUAAAAAAUUCAACUGGCACACACAAAAUGCACCCACAUUUCAUUUCACUCUGCAAAACAAAUUUCUUGGUUAUUUUACUUUUUUUAUUUUAUUUUUUCUUCUUUGUAAUUAAAUCAUAAGAAUUCUUUAAAAUAAAAACAAAAAAAAAACUAUGUUAAUUUAUGCAGAAAAUAAUAAUUGAAA